Camellia sinensis is the source of this 1785-nucleotide messenger RNA. The record is from RefSeq and is a predicted model, not a curated record. Lineage: Eukaryota; Viridiplantae; Streptophyta; Magnoliopsida; Ericales; Theaceae.
AGGGCAAAGUUCUUCCUAAUUGCACUAUUUUGCAGCUUUUCCUGGUAUCUGGUCCCUGGAUACAUCUUCACAACACUCACAAGCAUCUCAUGGGUCUGCUGGAUUUUCUCCAAGUCGGUCACUGCCCAACAGAUUGGAUCGGGCAUGAGAGGCCUUGGACUCGGAGCACUAACACUCGACUGGACUGCUGUUGCAUCCUUCUUGUUCAGCCCUCUCAUAUCCCCUUUCUUUUCCAUUGUCAAUGUCUUCCUCGGGUACACCUUGAUCGUCUACAUUGCAAUCCCCAUAUCCUAUUGGGGCCUAGACUUGUACGGUGCUAAAAGAUUUCCCAUCUUCUCCUCACACUUGUUCACUGCACAAGGUCAGAGGUAUAACAUAUCAGCUAUUGUGAACAAGAAGUUUGAGAUAGAUAUGGCUCAGUAUCAGCAGCAAGGACGGCUACAUCUAAGCAUGUUUUUUGCACUCACUUAUGGUUUUGGUUUUGCCACAAUUGCAUCCACUCUUACGCAUGUGGGCCUCUUCUAUGGAAGGGAGAUAUACGAUCGAUUCCGUGCUUCGUACACUGGUAAGGAGGAUAUCCAUACAAGAUUGAUGAGAAAAUACGAGGACAUACCUUCCUGGUGGUUUUACGUGUUGCUUGGAGUGACAGUUGCAGCCUCUUUUGUACUUUGCAUCUUCUUGAACAAUCAGGUUCAGAUGCCAUGGUGGGGACUCAUAUUUGCUUGCAUCAUCGCCUUCAUUUUCACCCUUCCAAUCAGCAUCAUAACUGCUACAACAAAUCAGACACCAGGGCUGAACAUAAUCACAGAGUAUGUCAUGGGUAUUAUAUAUCCAGGAAGACCAAUAGCUAACGUGUGCUUCAAAGUCUAUGGUUAUAUGAGCAUGUCUCAGGCCGUCUCUUUCCUCAGUGAUUUCAAGCUUGGACACUACAUGAAGAUCCCUCCAAGAUCAAUGUUCUUAGUUCAGUUCAUAGGAACAAUCAUUGCGGGUACUGUAAACAUUGCAGUGGCAUGGUGGCUGCUCAACUCUAUUACGAACAUAUGCCAGGAUGAUCUCCUUCCAGCUGACAGUCCGUGGACAUGCCCUGGUGAUCGGGUCUUCUUUGACGCCUCGGUUAUAUGGGGUCUGGUAGGGCCUAAACGGAUUUUUGGAAGCCUUGGAAACUACAGUUCCAUGAAUUGGUUCUUUCUUGGAGGUGCAGUGGGACCAAUUAUCGUUUGGCUCUUCCAUAAGGCAUUUCCCGAGCAGUCGUGGAUUCCUCUGAUUAACCUUCCAGUCCUUUUGGGAGCAACAGCUUACAUGCCAGCAGCAACACCAGUAAAUUACAAUUCAUGGAUCCUAGUUGGAACAAUUUUCAACUUUUUCAUCUUUUGUUACAGAAAGAAGUGGUGGCAAAGGUACAACUAUAUUCUUUCAGCGGCUCUGGACGCAGGGGUGGCUUUCAUGGCUGUGCUGCUAUACUUGUCAGUUGGCAUGGAGAAUAAAAGAAUCACUUGGUGGGGCACAAAUGGUGAACAUUGUGACUUGGCAACUUGCCCAACAGCUAAGGGCAUAGUGGCAGAUGGUUGUCCAGCGAACUGAUGCACUAAUUCUUGUAUAUUAUGCAAAUUCUUAGCUCAAAAUUUCACAGCAUAAAAUUAGCAAGGCACAUGAUGGCCAGAAAAAACACAGCACCACAUGGGAAUUUGUAUGUUUCAUACAGAUUUAUUUAUUUUUAUUUUUCCCAGUUGUGUAAGUUCCAUAUGGAUUUCACUGUUUUAUAGUAGGUUUACUUUUGAAUACGGA